UCGACAAAAGGUUCCUCCUGCAUUGUUUUUCAAGCUAAAUUGUACAACAGGACACACACCGUCGUUUUAUAAACGACCACGAAGUCGCACCGGAGUUUCCUCACACAUAAGAUGAGACUGCCAUGGCUGACUCUCACAUUACACUCAGCACCUGUAAGGAGGGCGGCGUCCUUUGUCCCCACCAGCAGGACCACUGAUGCCCACUCACUGGACCUGCUGCAGGAGUUUGUCUCCAGAGCCAGGCGACUGUUUGUCAUCACUGGAGCCGGCCUCUCCACGGAGUCGGGCAUCCCUGACUAUCGCUCUGAAGGUGUUGGACUGUAUGCCCGCACGAGUAGACGACCAAUGGAGCAUGCAGAGUUUGUCCGCAGUGCAAAGUCCCGCCAGCGCUACUGGGCCAGAAACUUUGUCGGGUGGCCACAGUUCUCCUCCCAUCAGCCAAACUCUGCACACAAGGUUCUGCAGCAGUGGGAGGAGAGGGGGAAGCUGCACUGGCUCGUUACACAAAAUGUGGAUGCUCUUCACUCAAAGGCAGGACAGAAGAGAUUAACUGAGCUCCAUGGCUGCACACACAGGGUGGUUUGUCUCGGCUGUGGUGCCAUUUCAGCGAGGGAGGAGCUUCAGAGAAGAUUCAUAUCAUUAAACCCAGAGUGGAGAGCUCAGGCAGGCGUUGUAGCUCCAGAUGGCGACGUCUUCCUAGAGGACGAGCAGGUGCUCCAUUUCAGAGUCCCCCACUGUGACGACUGUGGGGGAAUACUGAAGCCCGAGGUCACGUUCUUCGGAGACAGCGUGAAAAAGGGGACGGUACAGUUUGUGCACGACAGACUGGGAGAGUCGGACGCGGUGCUUGUUGUUGGGUCCUCGUUACAGGUAUAUUCAGGAUACAGGUUCCUGCUGGCAGCAAAGGACAGGAAAAUACCGGUUGCCAUCCUGAACAUUGGACCCACAAGAGCCGACCACCUGGCUGAGCUGAAAGUGAGCGGCCGCUGUGGUGAAGUGCUGUCAGUCAUUCAUCCUCUUUGAUUGUCGUGGACAUCAUGGUUUGAAUAGUUGCUAUUCAUCAAACUGUGCAAACUACCUCUUUUUAACAAGAUAACAACCGAAUAACCUUCAGGAUGGCACUUUUAGCUGUUUUUUUUGUGCAAAGCAAAAUAAGGCCUACAUAUUUGACAUAUGGGGCUCAUAAUGCUGCUAUCAAUAUAUGGCAAAACUGACAUGACUGCUGAAUAUUAACAGUUACUGUUUUCAUGUGAAGAAAUGAAACAAAUGGACCUAAAAUGACAUUUGUUUUAUAUUAUACAAUAGAGAAGUUAGUGGAAGUUGCAGGGAAGAUCAUCCAAUGAACCAGAAACUAGCCAUCAAACACAAACUGGACUUCAGUGUGUGUUUUAAUGGCUCAUUAUCUUUAUACUGUUUUG
Molecule: messenger RNA, 1418 nt
Organism: Solea solea (common sole)
Lineage: Eukaryota; Metazoa; Chordata; Actinopteri; Pleuronectiformes; Soleidae
Gene: sirt4
Product: sirtuin 4
Exons: 4
Coding region: 112-1023 (303 amino acids)
Molecular function (GO): NAD-dependent protein lysine deacetylase activity; NAD+ binding
Source: RefSeq, a predicted model, not a curated record